AUGACGACUUCUGAUUCCAAAUUGAGUUUGAAACUGUUGAUUGACAGCAAGGCUAAAAAAGUCCUAUUUGCAGAGGCUGAAAAGGAUUGUGUUGAUUUUCUAUUUCACAUUCUCUCGUUGCCAGUGAGCACUGUCAUUAGGCUUCUCAAGACGAAAGGAUUGAAUUAUGGGUGCUUGCCUAACCUCUACGAGAGCGUAGAAAAUCUAAAUGUUACUUAUAUUCAAUCUAACCAAGACAAGGACAUCCUUUUAAAACCCAAGUCUCCUGUUGGGAUUUUUUCUGUUCCUUUUCUAGCACUUAAUGAUGUUUCGGUACAAAAGACAAUUUAUGGAUGUGCUCGUUACGCAUGUGGUUCCACCACUUAUAGUACUUACUAUGUUACUGAUAACCCUAAUUCUCUAUGUCCGACUUGUGGGAACCGUAUGUCAAGAAUGUUGACGUAUCUUGUUCCGCAGGGAGUGAAGGAACCUGUGGGUACUACAGGCAGUGGUUUUGUAAAGGAGGCAGUGAAAUACACGGUGAUGGAUGAUUUGGUUGUGAAGCCCAUCUCCGUUGUAUCUAGCAUCACCGCUCUUAACAAGUACUUUAAUGUCAAGGAUGUUGGUUCCCUGCAGGAGAAAGUUGUAAAUUUAGGAAUGGAAGAGGCGCUGAAGUUGCUGAAGGCAUCGUUUGAAUUAAAAACAGUUCUGACUAGUGUUUUCAUGAGCAGUGCUAAGCAAAAAAGAGAUAGCAUAGAAUAA
This is a messenger RNA of Solanum stenotomum, 741 nucleotides long. RefSeq lists its product as uncharacterized. The transcript has 2 exons. NCBI's taxonomy places the organism in Eukaryota, Viridiplantae, Streptophyta, Magnoliopsida, Solanales, Solanaceae. Bases 1 to 741 code for a protein of 246 amino acids. The record is from RefSeq and is a predicted model, not a curated record.